Molecule: messenger RNA, 1362 nt
Organism: Indicator indicator
Lineage: Eukaryota; Metazoa; Chordata; Aves; Piciformes; Indicatoridae
Gene: D2HGDH
Product: D-2-hydroxyglutarate dehydrogenase
Exons: 9
Coding region: 16-1362 (448 amino acids)
Cellular component (GO): mitochondrion
Molecular function (GO): FAD binding; catalytic activity
Source: RefSeq, a predicted model, not a curated record
UUCUUUGAGCGCCUCAUGCCCGGCAGAGUCAUCACAGACCCUGAUGAGCUGAAGCUGUUUAAUGUGGACUGGCUGAAAUCAGUCCGAGGCUGUAGCAAGCUUAUGUUGAAGCCGCAGACGACAGCAGAGGUGUCUCAGGUUCUCAGGUACUGCUAUGAGAGGAACCUGGCAGUGAACCCACAGGGGGGUAACACAGGCCUUGUUGGGGGCAGUGUCCCUGUCUUUGAUGAGAUCAUUCUCUCCACUGCUCUCAUGAACCAGAUCAUCAGCUUUGACAAGGUGUCUGGCAUCCUCGUCUGCCAAGCUGGCUGCAUCUUAGAGAAACUCAACGAGUACCUGGAGCAGCAGGGGUUUAUUGUGCCUCUUGACCUGGGGGCAAAAGGCAGCUGCCACAUCGGUGGCAAUGUGGCCACAAAUGCUGGAGGCUUACGGCUGUUGAGAUAUGGCUCCCUCCGGGGGACAGUGCUGGGACUGGAAGUGGUGCUGGCUGAUGGCUCAGCUCUGGACUGCUUGGCGUCGCUGCGCAAAGACAACACAGGCUAUGAUUUGAAGCAGCUUUUCAUCGGCUCCGAGGGCACCUUGGGAGUGAUCACUGCUGUCUCCAUACUGUGUCCUCAGAAGCCUAAAGCUGUGAAUCUGGCAUUCCUAGGGUGCCAGAGUUUUGCUAAUGUCCUGGAAACAUUUACAACCUGCAGAGACAUGCUGGGAGAGAUUUUGUCUGCCUAUGAGUUCAUGGAUGAGAAGUGCAUGGAACUGGUUGAGAGACAUCUUAAGCUGUCCAACCCAUUGACAGGCAGUCCUUUUUAUGUUUUAAUUGAGACCUCAGGCUCCGACUCCACACAUGAUGAAGAAAAAUUGAACAACUUCCUAGAGAAGACCAUGACUUCUGGUUUGGUCACUGAUGGAACUGUGGCAACAGAUAAUAAGAAAAUAAAGAUGCUGUGGAGCCUGCGGGAGAGGAUCACAGAGGCCCUGACUCACGAUGGCUACGUCUACAAGUACGACCUCUCCCUCCCUGUGGCAAAGCUCUAUGAGCUUGUGACUGACAUGAGGGCUCGACUGGGACAGAGUGCCAAAAAUGUGGUGGGCUAUGGCCAUUUGGGAGAUGGAAACUUGCACUUGAACAUCACAGCAGAGUCCUAUAGCCAUUCCCUGCUGGCCGCCAUCGAGCCCUUUGUGUACGAGUGGACGGCGAGGCACAGCGGCAGCAUCAGUGCAGAGCAUGGGCUGGGCUUCAAGAAGAAGCAGUUCAUUCAGUACAGCAAACCCAGCCAGGCAAUCCUUCUAAUGCAGCAGUUCAAAGCCAUGUUAGAUCCCAAAGGCAUCCUCAACCCCUACAAGAUGCUGCCCUCCAGGCCAUGA